Messenger RNA from Plasmodium cynomolgi strain B, 1041 nucleotides. RefSeq lists its product as hypothetical. The record is from RefSeq and is a predicted model, not a curated record. The transcript is spliced from 4 exons. The coding region runs from base 1 to 1041 and encodes 346 amino acids. Lineage: Eukaryota; Apicomplexa; Aconoidasida; Haemosporida; Plasmodiidae.
AUGCGACGCGUAAGGGAAACACUGCUCAUCAUAUACUCCGCGCUGCUGCCCCCCUUGGUUCUAAUCCCCCCUGUGCUCAAAACCAACUGCGUGCACGUAGGAAGUGACUACCUGCACGUAGGAAAUGACUACCCGCAUGGGGGGAAGGACUACCUGCGCGACCUUCUAAAAAUGGGCAUAUUUGAAAAAAACAGCACAAAAAUAAAAAAGGAGGUAUUCGAAAACAUAAACCGCACGCACGAAACAUACUCGUCAUGCAAAACAUGCAUCAAGCUUAUUCAAUUAAUAGGAAAAAUAAUCCAAAAAAAAAGAGAGCCAUAUGUAGAUAUAGCCAUAGAAGACACACUGGAAACGAAUUUGUGCGACUCCAACCUGUGGCACGAAUAUUUCAACUACGACGAGUUGUUGUAUAGUGAACACGUCUUGGAGUAUUGCAAUGCCACGUUAAAGCUCAUUAGGGAUAGCAUAGAGCAGCAUAUCUACCAGUUUUACAACAAGGAGGAAUUAUUUUACCGCAGAGUCUGCUUACAUAUCAACCCAUUAUGCAAAACUGCCAUUGAGGAGGAGAGAAUUAACCUCAGCACGGACUCCAAAGUUAAACUGAUCUAUCAGCUAUACUGUGACUACUUAAGUGGAGAGGAAAACUAUAGCCAAACGAGCCAAGGCGUGCCAUAUAAAAAAAUCGAAUCCGCAGAUAGCUCAAAUUUAACCCUGAAGAGAAGCGACUACGCACUUGUCCAAUCCGAAAUUCGGACAAUGCAACAAAAAAAAUUGGCUGACGAUUUUGCAGGCAGGAAAUUGAGACUCCUUCGAAUUAGUGAGCUUGAUGACGACGUACUGGAGGUCUUCCUUCUGAUGAAGCAACAAGACGUCUUUAAGUUCCUCUUUUAUUGCCAAUCGUGUGAAGACCCCAUACUGGAAGUCAAAAUUAAAAUACAAGACAUAUCGGACAAUGUAGAUGCCAUCCUUAAGGGGAGUUACCAGGAUGAUUUGAUCACGAAUGACAGCCAAUUUUUGCUUUACAAACGGUUCUCUACAUGA